AUGGAGAAACACAACCUCACAAUGAUGACAGAAUUCAUCCUGAUGGGCAUCACUGACCGCCCUGAGUUGCAAGCCCCAUUUUUUGGACUGUUUCUCAUCAUCUAUCUUAUAUCAUUGGUGGGCAACUUGGGCAUGAUCAUCCUAACCAUGGUGGACUCCAGGCUGGAAACACCCAUGUACUUCUUUCUCAGACACCUGGCUAUUACAGAUCUUGGCUAUUCUACAGCUGUGGGACCAAAAAUGUUAGUAAAUUUUGUUGUGGAUCAAAAUAAAAUCUCUUAUCACCUUUGUGCAACACAGCUAGCUUUCUUUCUUGUGUUCAUCAUUUGUGAACUUUUUAUUCUGUCUGCAAUGUCCUAUGACCGCUAUGUGGCCAUCUGUAACCCUCUUCUCUACACUGUAAUCAUGUCACAAAAAGUGUGUUGGAGUCUAGUGAUCAUGCCUUACCUCUACAGUGUCAUCAUCUCUCUUCUAAUUACCUUGAAAAUCUUCACUUUGCCCUUCUGUGGCUACAGGGUCAUCAGUCAUUUCUGUGACAGCCUCCCUUUGAUAGCGCUGCUCUGCUCAAACACGCAUGAAAUUGAAAUUAUAAUUCUGAUUUCAGCAGGAUUUAAUUUGGUUUCAUCUUUAGUGAUCCUCCUAUUUUCUUACUUAUUCAUUCUUAUCGCCAUUUUCUGGAUGAACUCAGCUGAAGGCAGACAGAAAGCCUUGUCCACCUGUGGGUCCCACCUGACAGUGGUCAUUGUCUUCUAUGGGACUUUGAUAUUCAUGUACGUGCAGCCUAAAUCAAGUCAUUCCUUCGACACUGAUAAAGUAGCUUCCAUCUUCUACACCCUGAUUAUCCCCAUGUUGAAUCCCUUGAUCUAUAGCUUAAGGAACAAGGAUGUAAAAUAUGCCCUAAAAAAGUUGUGGAAAAUAUUAUGCAAUAUUUUACUUAGUAUUUAUAAAUAA
Messenger RNA from Nannospalax galili (Upper Galilee mountains blind mole rat), 951 nucleotides. Its product is annotated as olfactory receptor 8K3-like. The record is from RefSeq and is a predicted model, not a curated record. The transcript has a single exon. Gene Ontology annotation, biological process: G protein-coupled receptor signaling pathway; sensory perception of smell. Lineage: Eukaryota; Metazoa; Chordata; Mammalia; Rodentia; Spalacidae. Gene Ontology annotation, cellular component: membrane. Gene Ontology annotation, molecular function: G protein-coupled receptor activity; olfactory receptor activity; odorant binding. The coding region runs from base 1 to 951 and encodes 316 amino acids.